GAAUGCGGUGAGAGUGAGGCUCAGCGGGCACAGGGAAAGUGGGGGAUUCCAGGAACAGCGGCACAUGAAAACGUGGGCGAAGGUAGAAAAAGAGUGGAGAGGAAGCGGGGACAAAAGAGAGGAAAGAAUAGAAGGGUAGACACAAUAAAUGAAAAAAAAGGAGGGGCCGAGUGCUCAGAGAAGACUUCGAUAGCAAAAGAGAAAGACAGGAGAGACAGACAGACAGAGAACAGGAGCGGAACCAAAAUUCGUAAAGACGGAAGGAUAGAAAGUGACAUAAACUGUAAAAUGAUCCGAAGAGGUAAUUAGAAACGGGGACGCUUUUAAUUGUGGGACACUCAGGUCUUGCUCGCCUGUCCCCCAAGCUAGGGAGAAUCCUUUAGAGAGUGAGUCUAAAGUGAGUGUUACUGCCGAGAGUUCCCUGGAAACUGCGAGAGGAGUUGAGGUGAUCUACAGGUGGCUCUGUAAUAGGCUGGCAGUGCCGUCCUACGCGGUCGUCCGGCCAGGAAUUGUAGAGAGAGCUCUUCUCACAGUGAGAGGGACCUCCCCAGAUCUCCAAAUUUCUGCACUUGUCACUCCAGGAACAUGGAGAAGUCUAAGAACUUCAGGAUCGACGCUCUGUUAGCCGAAGAGCCUGCCCGGGCGGUGCCGAGCUCUUCUCCUCCGGUGCUGAGUCCCAACUCGAUGCCCGAGAGUUCAGCGGGGAGCCCGGGCUCCUGCAUCCGCACCGACACACCGUCUCCCCGGGGAACGAUGGGCGCCGUGUCUCUGGCUAGUGGGAUCAUCCCCAAGCCGGGUCUACUCAACCUGCAGCCCCCAGCACUUGGCUCUCUGUCCCACUCCGCUUUGCCCGCCAUGUACGGGCAUCCCGUCUACACCUAUCCGGCAUUGGGAGCCCACCACCCAGCUCUAUCGUACGGGCCUUUCCCGCAGCUCGCUCAGCCACACCCCGAGCACCUCAAGGCGGCCGCCGCCGCGGGCUCUUUCCAGCUCGAUCACUGGCUCCGGACUCAAGCCGCCGGCAUGAUGAUACCUAGACUACCCGACUACAACAGCCAGCCUCAGUCAGGUCUGAUGGGGAAGUGUCGGCGGCCACGGACGGCCUUCACCAGCCAGCAGCUCCUAGAGUUGGAGAACCAGUUCAAGCUCAACAAGUACCUCUCCAGGCCAAAGCGCUUCGAGGUCGCCACGGCCCUCAUGUUGACAGAGACCCAGGUGAAGAUUUGGUUCCAGAACCGACGGAUGAAAUGGAAGCGGAGUCGGAAAGUCAAGGAACAGGUGGCUCAGGAGGCUGAGAAACAGCGGGCUGGCAAGUACUUGGAGAAAGCAGUUGGGGGCGAAAGCAGAUCAGAGCCAGAGGGUGUGGAUUUCAGCACCCACACCACAUUUCUCCAGUGCAACACAGAACUGGGCUACACGUCAAACAGCUCCUGCUCAGAAGACGAAGUGACCCGGAAGGAAGUGAAAAUGGCCCCGGCUUUGUGAAUUACUUUGUGCAACUUCCUAAUGAACAUGAACAGCCUACUUUCUUUCUGUCUCCCAGAAGUGCACUCUGCCCAAAUGAUAGGUCCUAGUGCCUGCCCGGUUUGUUCCUCUCUCUCUUCCUCUGUUUGAGAUUUCUUUAAAAUUCAGCCAAGGGGAAAUGAUAAAAAAUUCUGACUUCUGCAAAAGAAAACUGAAUAAAAAAGAGAGGCAGUGCUGGACUGGCUGGGCAUGAAGAUUAUAUUGUACUGAGUUAAUUUAAUUUAUUUUUUAUUUUGUCAUAUUUAAUGUGAAUUAUUAUAUACUAUAUUUUGGGAAGACAUCUCUGGGUCCACGAAGGGCUGCUGGUUUGAGGACUUAAUGGACAAAAAAAUGAGUAUAAAAUAAGAACAAAAAGGAAAGAGACACUUUAAAAAUGAAGUAUCUUGGAAAUGAAAGAAAAGAAGCGAUUUGAAAGAAUUGGGAAUGUUUUUAAUUUAUUCAAAUACUGUGAAUUUUAAGUGUUUUGUGGAUCUUUACAUUUCUGCUUUAUAUUAUGUAACAUUCAAGGAAACACACCCGGCUGAUGUCACAGAAUCUCAAAUACAGAUGUGUACAUAUGUAUGUGCGUGGAUGUGUGCAAAUGUGAAAGCGUGUGCGUGUAAUUGAGAGCAAGCAUGUGAAUGAGCAUGGGUAAUUGUGUGUGUGUGUGUGUGUAACUAGAUGUGAGUACACAUAUCCAUAAGACCUAGGAGCAGAAUUGAGCCUUUUGGCCCAGUGAAUAGGCUCUGCUAUUCCAUCAUAGCUGAUUUAUUAUUCCUCUCUACCCCAUUCUCCUGACUUAAUCACCCUUGCUAAUCAAGAACCUAUCAGCUUCUACUUUACAUGUACUCAAUGACCUGGCCUCCACGGCUGUCCAUGGCAAUGAAUUCUAUAGAUGCACCACCCUCUGAUUGAAGAAAUUCCUCCUCAACUCUGUUCCAAAGUGAAGUCCUUCUAUUUUGAGACUGUGCCCUCUGGUCCUACACUCUCCCAUUAUAGGAAUCAUCCUCUUUCAAUAUUCGAUAGGUUUCAAUGAGAUCCUCGCUCAUUCCUCUAAAUGCCAGUGAGUACAGGCACAGAGGCAUCAAAUGUUCACCCUUCGUUAAUCCUUUCAUUCCCAGGAUCAUUCUUGUGAACUCCCUAUGGACCAUCUCUAAUGCCAGCUCAUCCUUUUUCACAUAAGGGGCCCCAAACUGCUCAAAGUAUUCCGUGACCAAAGCCCUCUAAAACCUCAGCAUUAUAUCCUCACAGUUUUAUAAUGUAUGUUCUGGAAGUUGCAAAAUGCUUGUGGUAUUGGCUGGUGACAAACUGACUUCUCUACUUUUUGAACCAAAUCUGUGUCCUUCCCUUUAAAGCACCCAUUGUCUGUCUGGAGCUUUCUUCUCUUUGAUGUCUGUCUCUGGAUUCUUGUCUGCAGUAUCCUAAACCUUGUACAAAGCAAAUGCUUGACGCGCUUGUAAAUGUGAAUAUUAA
Molecule: messenger RNA, 2976 nt
Organism: Mobula hypostoma (lesser devil ray)
Lineage: Eukaryota; Metazoa; Chordata; Chondrichthyes; Myliobatiformes; Myliobatidae
Gene: mnx2b
Product: motor neuron and pancreas homeobox 2b
Exons: 3
Coding region: 586-1485 (299 amino acids)
Biological process (GO): neuron projection morphogenesis; regulation of DNA-templated transcription; spinal cord motor neuron cell fate specification
Cellular component (GO): nucleus
Molecular function (GO): sequence-specific double-stranded DNA binding; DNA-binding transcription factor activity, RNA polymerase II-specific
Source: RefSeq, a predicted model, not a curated record